Aspergillus niger is the source of this 4380-nucleotide messenger RNA. RefSeq lists its product as uncharacterized. The record is from RefSeq and is a predicted model, not a curated record. Gene Ontology annotation, biological process: nucleoside metabolic process. Lineage: Eukaryota; Fungi; Ascomycota; Eurotiomycetes; Eurotiales; Aspergillaceae. Gene Ontology annotation, molecular function: protein binding; catalytic activity. The coding region runs from base 1 to 4380 and encodes 1459 amino acids. The transcript is spliced from 2 exons.
AUGUCCGAUCGUCAGAAAUACACUGUCGGCUGGAUUUGCGCCAUCCACACUGAAAAUGUUGCUGCAACAGUCUUUCUUGAUAAAGAGCACGAGAAGCCGGACGUACCGCCUAACGACAAUAAUGCAUACACCGUUGGUGAGAUUUGGAAACACAAUGUUGUCAUCGCUGUUCUGCCUGCUGGAGAGUACGGAACAGCUUCUGCUGCAUCUGUUGCGAGAGACAUGGUGCAUGCUUUUCCCAACAUCAGAAUUGGGCUGAUGGUGGGUAUUGGAGGUGGUGUCCCUACUAAGCGUGAUAUUCGUCUAGGGGACGUGGUUGUUAGUUACCCUCAGGAUGGGUAUAGUGGGGUGUUUCAAUAUGAUUUCGGCAAGACCCACCAGGAUAAAAAGUUUCAGUGUACAGGAUUCCUGGAUCAGCCCCCAGCUGUCCUACGGGCCGCUUUAAGCACGCUAAGGAGUCGGUACGAGAUAUAUGGGCAUCACAUAGAAAAAGAUAUCGAAGGGGUCUUUGAGAAAGUGCCAAGAUUGCGGAAGAACUAUAGCCGGCCCGAGUCAAGCAGUGACAGGCUAUUCAACAGCGAAGUUUUGCACGAGGUAGCCUGUACCACGUGUUGUAGUGAGGACGUGGCAAAAUUAAGAUGGCGACCAGAACGAACCGAAGAAGAAGAUAACCCGGCAAUACACUAUGGUCUCAUUGCUUCUGGAAAUCAGUUAAUGAAGGAUGCUAUGAUUCGGGAUAAGCUAGCUGAAGAGAAGGGGGUUCUAUGUUUUGAAAUGGAGGCAGCAGGAUUGAUGAACCAUUUCCCGUGCUUGGUGAUUCGCGGCAUAUGCGACUACUCAGAUUCUCACAAGAACAAACAGUGGCAAGGCUAUGCAGCGAUGGUGGCUGCUGCAUAUGCCAAAGACCUUCUCCGUCAAAUUCAUCCGAAUGAUGUUGGAAAGGAGCAGAAGAUCACUGAUGUUUUACCUGGAAUUUACGAAGUAUUGAAGGACCACCGUGCCACAUCAAACAAGCUGCUGCAGAACUGUGAGGACUUCGCCAGGAAGAGGUUGUCUAACGAACAACAAAGAUGUCGCCAGCUCUUUCGCCUGACAAGGAGCGAUAGAGACAUCACAUAUGAGCAGUAUAAGGACCAGGUCAAAGAAAGAGUUGAUGGGACGUGUAUGUGGUUUCUCGACCAUCCGAACUUCCAGACAUGGUUAAAAGAAGAGUCGGGGCCUCUGUUGGUCUCAGCGGACCCUGGCUGCGGGAAGUCAGUGUUGGCGAAGUAUUUGGUUGACCACGCCCUGCCACGGUCGGCAACAAUCUGCUACUUCUUCUUCAAAGCUGAAGACCAAAACACUAUCAGACAAGCACUUUGUGCACUGCUUCACCAGCUCUUCUCCCAAAAGCCACAGUUAACCAAACAUGCCAUGACCCAGUACCAAAAGAAUGGGGAUGGAUUGAUUAAUUCAACUAUAUCCCUCUGGAACAUCUUUGAGAACGCAACAAAGGAUCCCCAAGCAGGGCUGGUCAUCGCUGUCCUAGACGCCCUUGACGAGUGUCUAGAGCCAGAACUCCGAAACCUGAUUGAAAAUGUGAAGAGACAAUGCACUGGUGACCGAAUAAUAGAGGGCCAGCUAAAGUAUUUAUUAACAUGCCGCCCAUACGAGAACAUAGUUUCCGGAUUCCAAGAUUUGCGGAAUGCAUUCCCAUACAUCCACAUACCAGGCGAGGAUGAGUCGAAGGCCAUCAGUCAGGAGGUAAAUCAUGUCAUUAGGCACCGGGUUAAAGGACUGUCGCCGCGACUUCCACCCGAAGCCGUUACCUAUCUCGAGAAGAGGUUGCAAGAGGGUACCCACCGCACUUAUCUCUGGGUGUAUUUGGUCUUCGACUAUCUGGAGACGCAAAACUACAAGAGAACAUUAACGGCUAUCAAAGCUGCUAUUGGACAACUUCCAAACAGUGUUAAUGAAGCAUAUGAUAAGAUUCUCAGCAAGUCUGGCGAUGAUGGGAUCGUUUUGAAAGUCCUAAGCAUUAUCCUGGCAGCAAGUCGGCCACUAACAGUCUCAGAAAUUAAUGUUGCUUUGAAUGUCGAGCAAACUCUACAGUCCCUACAGGAUCUUGACCUAGAGCCUGAAAAGCAGUUCACGACACGCCUCAGAUCCCAGUGCGGCCUGUUCAUCUCAAUCUACGAUAACAAGAUUCACUUCCUCCAUCAAACUGCUCGAGAGUUUCUCAUAGCUAAGGCAUCAAUUGGGGAAGUCACCGAGCAUGGUCCAAAGUUAAGAUGGCAGGAAUCCAUCACCACUCAAAAAGCACAUUAUGUUCUGGCCGAGCUUUGCGUUCUCUACCUAAAACUGUUUAACAUGAAUGACACCGAAGACCCUUAUGGCUGCUCUCCGAGUGGUCUGAGCGAAAGAAAAUGCCACCGCACUAAUCACACCGCGUUUCUAGAUUACUCGGCCCUUUUCUGGAGCGUCCAUUUUCGCGAGGCUGAUAUUCAUGAGAAUGAAGCUAUUAUUUGGGCCCUCAUGGAAAUUUGCAAUCCGAACACCAAGUGUUACCCAGAAUGGUUCAACAUAUACAGCAAAUCUACUCGCGGCGUGGUGCCUAGCCGUCUCCACGGUGUCGUAAUGGCGUCGUAUUACGGCUUUUGCGGCGUUCUCAGAAAGCUUCUCGACGAGGGCGCCGACAUCAACGAAAGGGACUCGGAACAUCACAUGCCGCUUCUAUCAUGGGCCAUUGAGAAUAGGCACGAGGGCGUCGUUAAGCUGCUGCUCUCUUACAAGACCAUAGAGCUGAAUGCCGAGGAUAAAUACAGCUCAACACCACUUAUGCUUGCGGUGGAGAAGGCGCACGAGCCCAUUGUGAAACUGAUGCUUGCUGAAGAACGUGUUGACCUUAACAAGGUGUCUACAAUCGGACAGACACCGCUUUCCUUUGCCAUUCAAUACGGCCAUUUAUCAAUUGUCAAGUUGCUUGUUGCUGAAGAAAGAGUUAACAUCAACAAGCAAUGCAUGAGCUACGAUGAGGCGGACAAUGAUGUGCAUGGUACACCACUGUCGAUAUCCCUCUCCCUGGGCUACGAGAGCAUUGCCCUGCAGCUUCUUGGUAGAUCUGACAUCGACGUUUCCGGCGAAGUGCACGUAGAAGGCAAUGAUGGUGAUGAAAGGCGUAAGGGUACAGCGCUUUUCUUUGCGACCGUGAUGAAGUCUGAGAUUCUUGUCCGUUUGCUACUUGCCAAAAAUGGCAUUGAAAUCAAUGGUAGAGGAUAUAUCGACGCUGAAGCCGAAUAUGAUGACAGCGGUUACUCAGGAACACCGUUGUUUGUUGCUGCGGCCAAGAAUAAUGAGACGAUUCUGAGACACCUAAUCGCCACACACGGAAUUGAUCUCAAUGCCCCAGGCUUUGUCCGAAUUUAUGAUGAAGAACUUGAGUCGUCGGGCCGUGACGCUAUCCAUCAAGGGACGCCUUUGUCGAUUGCAGCCUCAAGUGGACACAUGACGAUUGUGGGGCUUCUUCUCACCGUGCAAAAUGUCGAUGUCAACGCCCGAUGUUACAUCAAGGAUCUAGAGUUGACGAAGCUGCCACAAUCCAGGAUGACCAAUUGUCAUGAUAUCCUUGCCCAAGGGACACCGCUGUUCCUUGCGAAUGCUCACGGGACAGAAGAAGUCGUUAGAUUGCUGCUGACCAGGGAUGAUCUCAACGUCGAGUGUGAAGGCUGCAUGGUGAACUACCCUGGAUACUGGGGCGAAUGUGGUCUUGGCCAUCUUACCUAUGUGGGGAGGUCACUACCUUUUGCAGCUUGGACUGGAAGGAAGGUAAUUGUUGAGAUGUUGCUUGCCAAAAAUGGUGUUGAUGUCAACACCCGGGCACACAUUAGAUUUUGCCCUGACACAUAUCACAAUGAGCAAGACUUUGAGGUCUAUUCGCAAGCCACGUCCUUGCUUUUAGCAGCAGCUAAAGAAUAUGAGGAUAUUGUCAUGCUCCUCCUCAAUUCUCGAAGGGCAGUGGUUGACGCCAAAGACGAACAUGGCCGGACGCCGCUGAUGUGGGCCGCCUGUAGGUCCAACAGAACCAUCUGCAAGCAGCUCAUCGAGCAUGGUGCUGACAUUAAUGCAAAAGAUAAUUCUGGCUGCACCCCACUUUUUGAUGCAAUUAGGAAUGGAAACCUAGAGAUGGUCAAGCUACUAUUGGAAAAUGGAGCCGACAUUUACGCAGGGAAUACUUCCGGGUGUACACCAGUCGUCCAUGCUACCAGGUUGCGGAACUGGGAGAUAGUCGGGCUGCUACUCGAGCAUGCGGCAAAUGAUGACAUGAUGAAUAAUUCCGAUUCCACUCCAAUCAUAUGUACUAUCAGAGAGGAUGGUGAGGACAUGGUCGAUCUGGUGCUUUAG